AUGUCUCUUCUGGCCCAUGGGUCACCACACAACGUCACUUCCACCAUCAGCCAGACACCCUUUUGUCUUUCUCACAGAGACCAAACACGCAGCGAGUCGGCUCCUUGCCUGCCUCACACGUGGGGCCGGCACUGGCCCAGCAUAUGGCCGCUAGUUCAUAACUACCUACAAAUUAGGUACAUGCCUAUUCUACGCUUUGCGCCGGUUCCCAGGCCGGGCACUCGAGGCCACACAAUUCUUGUCUUGCUCGAUGACACUAGAUACCAUUCAGCUUUGGCGCCGCCACCCAGACGGAGCUUCCGUGAGACGCCGGUUUCCUCGCCGGACCGACUCCGAGAGCACAUGACUCUUAGCAAUUUUCGUGAGUGCUAUAUCGGUGAAUCGCACAAGCGAGUUCCCAGUGCCUCUCUUGAGAAGCCCGUCUGGUUCAUUCACCGUCGUCUGUGGAAAUGUUUCUGGCUGUUCAUUGUCCGAUGCCUGGCCCUGGCCAAUACUCCCCCUCGGCCUAUUAUCAUCGUCUACAUUCCUUGCGACAAAACCCACCUCAAGCUGUUGGCGCAGUGUACGAAAAAGGCAGUACCGCCACGCCGGGGCCUCCGCCGCGACGCCCUCACAUAA
Messenger RNA from Cordyceps militaris CM01, 618 nucleotides. RefSeq lists its product as uncharacterized. The record is from RefSeq and is a predicted model, not a curated record. Bases 1 to 618 code for a protein of 205 amino acids. The transcript is spliced from 5 exons. NCBI's taxonomy places the organism in Eukaryota, Fungi, Ascomycota, Sordariomycetes, Hypocreales, Cordycipitaceae.